UUUGUAAUACUAAGGCUACUACAAAGUUUCUUUUGGCCCAUUAUUAGACGAUGAAAGCUGUACUUCAUAGUUUUUACCGAUUGAAUUUAACGGAUUGUCCCUAAAAGGGUAAAGGUCAAGUAGGCGGAUCCAUGAAAGUUGGAAAGGCAGAAGAAACGUACCAACUUUGAAGCUAUCACUGAGAGAGUGCCUCUGUCAGCAUGGACAAGCUAAAGAAUGCCUUCAAGUUCCAGAUGUUCCAAAAUGAUGACACCAGCAGUGUCAUAACGUCGUCAGACUCCAGCUCAUCAGCUCACUCGGAGCCAAAAACCUUCCGCGAGAAACUCUUGCACGUGCUCCACUCCACGGAGUUCCAGGUUGCCGUGGUGAUCCUCGUGAUCGUGGAUUGUAUUCUAGUCGUGUUUGAGUUGCUUAUCGACCUCGGUGGGAUAAAGCUAUGUGAGGAGGCAGUGAAAGCGGAAUGUCAGAAUAUGGGAACAACUGCUACCAUGAGUCCUGCAGAAGAAAUAGAGAAGGAAGCAGAGUGUGACCACCCGGCUCCAGAGAUCCUCCAUUACAUGAGUAUCGCCAUCCUCUGCAUCUUCCUUAUAGAGAUCAUGUUUAAGGUCUAUGCUUACCAAAAGGACUACAUCAAACACAAGAUGGAGCUGUUUGAUGCCCUGGUUGUCAUCGUGUCCUUUUGCUUUGACGUUGCGUACGCUAACCACGAAGAUGCCUUUGACGGAAUUGGCCUUCUGGUUGUUCUACGUCUUUGGCGAGUUACCAGAAUUAUCAACGGCAUCCUGAUGUCAGUGCAGCACACAGCUGAGAAGAAGAUCAACGCCCAGAAGCAGGCUCGACAGGAAGUACAGGAGGAGCUGAACAAGAUGAUCAAACAUGCACAUGAUCUGGAGAAGGAAAUUGAUCUGUUGAGAGAAACUCUGCGUGACAAUGGCAUCAGUGUGGACUCCAUCCCUCGUACUCCCGAGGUCAGCAGCUCACAGGUCAAGGUGGAGGCUGAGAUCACGCCGACCACGAUCUACGCUACUCCCGCGACUUUCAGCGCCUUCUCUGGGCAGGAAGACACUCAGGCCUGAGGUUACUCAAGGUCAAAGUUUGAGAAUUUGUGGCUAAUUUUUCUGUCUGCAGAACAAUCUGUCAGAACAAAGGUGCCUUUUCUUGAGCUUUCUUGAGCUGAAGGUUUCAUGCAUUUUGUGGAAGGUAAGUGCCUUUCUAGGUAUACUUGAAUAUGUCUCUAUUUCUGUGACUAUGUUUGAAAACUUCAUGUCAGGGAAGCCAUGUGCCUUCAACCUUCUUGCCUCACAUACAUGAGAAAUACUCAUCAGCAUUAUGUAACUAAGCACUGCCAGUCACAUGCAGGGAAGCUAAAAAUUUCUUAUGUUUUAAACAAGUCUUGGUCUCAACACUUGCAUCACACACUUAGAUAGACUGGUUAUGGUGGAUUAUGUACUAUUUUAGAAUUGGAUAAAUGUUGUGUUAAAAUGUUUGAUCAAAGUUAUGAAUUUUUCAAAAUCCCUGCUGUGCUGUCUUUUCUACUACUACUACCUAAUGAUAUCUGUACUUAACAAAAAAGUAUCUGAUAGCUAGGAGUGAUCAAUGAAGUGUCUGUACUGAAGAAAGGGCUGCCUUAAAUAGCAUGCUGCACAGAUACCUUACGAAUACUUUUAAGCUAGGUUAGAGCUGUUAUCGACAGGGCAUUGUGAAAUGGUUUUUGUUUCAUUGUUUACACUAUGUACUUGCCAUGAAUAGUACAAACUCUAAGGUAGGGAAAGGACGGUUACAGUUUGUGCCAAAAGUACCAUCUUUCUUCCCAAUAUGCUGUAUUCUAUACAAAUGUUGAUAAGUAAAUGCUCUGAACAAUGCUGAUGAAUUGAAUUACGCUUUUUCCAUGUAAAUGUUACAAUCUGUAAUGAAUUGUUUUUGCAAUAGCCUUGGCUAUUAAUAGUAUUAUCUUUGGUAUCAAGAUUUGUACUCCCUCUGUCUCUAUACUAUAUAUAUAGGUGUCACCAUGUACAUGCCUUAUACCAUUAUACAGGGAAUGUGGAAUACCAAAGGGAAUCGAGGAGAGAAUACCUUUUGGUACUAAUGUGUAUGUGUAAAGAACAACCUUAAAUCAGUCAAGUUUCAGGCUACAUAGUUGUGUAGACAAUUGGUUGUGAAAACUUUUGACAUUAAAAAGUAAGCCUCCUUUUUUCAAACAUGAGUCAUUUAUAGAACAAAGUACAUUGUAAUUAGAUAGUCUCUUUCUAAGAAAUUUAGCCAAUGAAAUUUUGUAUUGGACUUACAGUUGUAGCUAUACUCUAGAAUAUGAUGAUAAAAGUUAUAUAGAUUAUAUCUGUUUUUCAAGUUUAGACAGUGAUGAUAAAUUGUUACAUUGAUUAACAGCUUGAGCCAUUAGGAGCAAUUACAAAUAACGGCCAAAUUAUUGGAUUUUUGUACUCAGAAAGUUAUGAAGGAAAACAAAAUAUGACAAAAAGUAUUAGAGUAGCAACUUAAGUAUGAAUCCAUUUUCUUGUUUUACCAAAAUAUGCAACAGUUACUUAAGAUUGUAUAAAGUGAUUUGUUCGUUUAGAAAUGAUUUUUGAGACAUAUCAAUUGAUUAGGUUAUGUUUGAUUUUAAAGAAUUUAUGUGUAAAUGACUGUUCAUUAGGGAAAAGGCCAAAUGAACAAAUAAAAGGUAAUCAGGAUUACAUUGGUAUAAUAUGUAAGCUAUUAAUAGAAUAUGUUUAUGUUCUUACACUAGUAAGAUACAGAUAGACUUUUAUACAUGGAUCUAUUCUGGUUGUAAACUAGGUGGAAAUGUUAAGACUUACAUGCUUACUUAAAGUAAAAUGUUACAAAUAAACUGGUAUUUCUUCUAGAGAUGAUCUACUUGAAAUAAAGAGUACCACAAUGU
Branchiostoma floridae (Florida lancelet) is the source of this 2896-nucleotide messenger RNA. Its product is annotated as voltage-gated hydrogen channel 1-like. The transcript has 5 exons. Lineage: Eukaryota; Metazoa; Chordata; Leptocardii; Amphioxiformes; Branchiostomatidae. Gene Ontology annotation, biological process: proton transmembrane transport. Bases 201 to 1076 code for a protein of 291 amino acids. Gene Ontology annotation, molecular function: voltage-gated proton channel activity. The record is from RefSeq and is a predicted model, not a curated record. Gene Ontology annotation, cellular component: plasma membrane.